Mycena citricolor is the source of this 2186-nucleotide messenger RNA. Lineage: Eukaryota; Fungi; Basidiomycota; Agaricomycetes; Agaricales; Mycenaceae. The record is from the annotation of a GenBank genome assembly.
CGGCAAUCAGAACGUCUGUCAUAAGAGCAGACGAGGCAUCGGCUAUAAGGCCCACCGAGCGACCACUUCGAGAAGAAUCUGACUCCAGCUUGAAUUCUAAGUACUUACUUACUCAUCGCGGCAUCUCUGAACUUCGAGGCUGCCGCGGGCCGGUAGCCCGCGUUCUUCCAAAUACGAGGCGUCACUGAGUUGACUCAGACGGCGUGGCUCCGAAGACGGCCCUAAGACAGAUGUCUACUUCUGCUUGAUAUAUAACCUCCCCUGUUUUCACGCCUGGCCUCCUGCACGAACAACCUGAUGUCAUCCAUUGCUAGCGAGCAUACUCUGCCCGUCGAAGAACAUGCCAUUUCGACUCCGCAGACUGCCGAGCAAGAUCAAUCUGGGUUGGCGGAGAAACCCUUGGACAUGAAAAAGUCUGUUCACGGUGCCACUGCGAGGGCUCCAGAGCCGGGAGUGAAUGAUGCGGAGUAUCCAUCUGGUGUAAAGCUCGUUCUGAUGACGAUAGCAUUGUGCUUGAGUGUGUUCCUGGUCGCUUUGGACAACACGAUCAUAGCGACCGCAAUUCCCAAGAUCACGGACCAAUUCAAUUCUUUGGAAGAUGUGGGAUGGUAUGGCUCUGCGUACGUGCUCGUUCCAGUUCUUCUGCAUUUUGGAAACCGAUGGAUGUUGCACACAGGUAUCUGCUGGUACACGACCGCCGCCACGCAAUUGCUCUUCGGAAAGUUCUACACGUUCAUGCCCGUCAAAUGGGUAUUCAUAACUGCCAUCGUCAUAUUUGAAAUCGGAUCUGCCAUCUGCGGUGCUGCCCCCAAUUCCAAAGCGCUCAUCAUCGGCCGUGCUAUUGCCGGUUUAGGCUCUGCGGGCAUCUUUUCUGGCGCCAUGAUCAUCAUCGCCAACACAGUCCCGCUCGCGAGAAGGCCGAUAUACAGUGGAAUCAUUGGCGCGACGUUCGGUAUUGCCAGCGUUGCAGGCCCAUUGAUGGGGGGUGUUUUCACGGACAGAUUGAGUUGGCGCUGGUGCUUCUACAUUGUGCGCCAAUCUCCCCCGGGCGCAUUCACCCUUGCUUUCCUCGUCUUCUUGUUCAAGAUGCCAGCCAAGGCCUCAGUCAAAAACGAAAAGACCUUUAAGGAGAAGCUCAUGCAGUUUGAUCCUUUCGGCACAGUCCUCUUCAUUCCAGCCAUCAUCUGCCUGCUGCUUGUUCUGCAGUGGGGCGGAUCCAAGUACCCAUGGAAGAGCGGCCGUGUUAUUGCGCUCUUCAUCGUCUUCGGCCUUCUCAUCGCUGUGUUUAUCGUUCUCCAGCUCCGACAAGGUGACCGGGCGACCAUCCCUCCGCGCAUCAUUAAGCAGCGCAGCAUCUGGAGCGGGGCAUGGUACGCGUUCUCUGUUGGUGCAGCGUUCUUCCUCCUCUCGUUCUACCUCCCGAUUUACUUCCAGUCGAUCCACAAUGUCUCCGCAGUCAAAUCUGGGAUAUCAACGUUGCCCAUGAUCCUUUCUCUGAUCAUUUCCUCCAUUUUGGUUGGCCUGCUCGUCGCCCAGGUGGGAUACUACGUGCCGUUUAUGAUCGCCUCGACCAUCAUUGCCAGCAUCGGCGCUGGACUGAUCACCACGCUCGGAGUAUCUUCAGGCCACGCAAAGUGGAUUCCGUACCAGUUCAUCUACGGCUUAGGUCUUGGUCUGGGCCAGAAUCAGCCCGCGCUGGCUGCACAGGCCGUGCUCGACAUCGAAGACGUCCCAUCUGGCACUACCAUCGUCAUGUUUGCACAAACGUUGGGCGGUGCCUUGUUCAUCUCCGUCGGUCAGAACGUCUUCACCAACAAGCUCGAGAGUGGAUUGGCCAAAUACGCUGCGGGCCUUGACCCCAACCUUGUUCUCUCUGCCGGCGCAACGACCCUGCGGUCUGUUGUGCCUGCUGACAAGCUCGCUGGCGUGUUGCUUGCAUAUUCCUACGCACUGCAAUCAGCGUACUACGUCGCCGUGGCCAUGUCAGCUCUGUCCGUCUUCGGCUGCAUAGCUAUCGAGUGGAAGAACAUCAAGGGCAAGGACAUCGAGAUCGCCAUGGGUUAGAUAGGCCCAUUCUCUCGCUCAUUAUUUCACGCAUCACAGGACUAUCCGAGUCCCUACGCUCGUGUCUGUAUUCACGUCUAUUUACAACAUGACUAAUUGGACAUAAUCUUUGUCCCUAAUUC